AUGUGCGAACCAGACAUCGUAUUUGAUGGCCUCGGAGACACCAAAAUACAAGUCAAAAGACGUUGCGGCCUCGAGGCCAAGUCGCGCCUCGUCUGUUCUCGGGCUCUAGCUCGAGCCUCACCAGUUUUACACGUCAAGCUUCAGGAAUGGUUGUCAUCCGAAAAGGCUACGUCUUCUCGGUUGCAUCGCUUGGCGAUUGACCUUCCCGCUGGCGACGACGACUCCCUGACGCUAUUUCUCAACAUCGCGCAUGGGCGCUUUCUCGAAAUACCCCGAAAGCUCAGCAUCAGUCAGCUGUACAACCUAACCGCACUGACGCACUGCUAUCAAAGUACCGGUCUUUUAGACCCUUGGGCUGACUCGUGGAUAUCCCUCAUCGAAAGUCCUGCUCGUGGAUUGAACUUGGCAAAAUUGCUCUGGAUAUUUUGGGAGCUUGGAAAAGAGACUGCUUUUACCGACAUGGCUCACAGAAUGGCAAUGGAAUUAGAUGCCACUGAGCUUCAGAGUGUUCGCCAACUUUGGGUGUCCUCAAAAACAACAGGUGUUCUUGGUACGCAAGUUGCACCACUGCUAAAACUUUGCCUGCCAGUCUUGUCAAGCUAA
Molecule: messenger RNA, 603 nt
Organism: Metarhizium robertsii ARSEF 23
Lineage: Eukaryota; Fungi; Ascomycota; Sordariomycetes; Hypocreales; Clavicipitaceae
Product: proteinrelated to nuclear pore protein
Exons: 1
Coding region: 1-603 (200 amino acids)
Source: RefSeq, a predicted model, not a curated record